This is a messenger RNA of Ostertagia ostertagi, 387 nucleotides long. NCBI's taxonomy places the organism in Eukaryota, Metazoa, Nematoda, Chromadorea, Rhabditida, Trichostrongylidae. The record is from the annotation of a GenBank genome assembly.
UACUACCUUCUCCUGGUGGUUCUACUCUGCUUCCUGCUUCCCGCUGCUAUUCCUGUACGAUUUUGGGGUGAAUCGCCGCUGGUCGCCUUCUACACGGCGUCUCUGUUCCGUUACUGCUUUUUGCUCCACGCCACAUGGUUUAUUAAUAGUGUCGCACACAUGUUCGGGUACAGGCCUUACGACAGUCGUAUCACUCCGGUGGAAUCUGUGUCUGACGUCCGUGGCGGCAAGUACUCACUGAAGCUGAACUGGACAUGCAUUUUCAUCGACAUGUUCGCCGCGAUUGGUUGGGUCUACGAUCGGAAAUCCGUGUCAGAGGAGUACAUCAAGAGACAAUGUGAAAAGUACGGUGACCCAGAAAAACGAGACAAAUGGUCUUCAUACAUG